Quercus robur (English oak) is the source of this 586-nucleotide messenger RNA. Its product is annotated as synaptonemal complex protein 2-like. NCBI's taxonomy places the organism in Eukaryota, Viridiplantae, Streptophyta, Magnoliopsida, Fagales, Fagaceae. The coding region runs from base 18 to 548 and encodes 176 amino acids. The transcript has 5 exons. The record is from RefSeq and is a predicted model, not a curated record.
ACAAAAUUGUUUCAGAAAUGGAAAGAAAAUGUGACCAAAAAAUCACAGAGAGCAAAGAAGAAUCAAGGCAAUACUUGAUGCAUGUUCAGGAGGAACAUGCUGCUCUGGUGAGUCGUAUUCAACAGGAACAUGACAGAAAGGAACUGGCACUUAAAGCUGACCACACUGAAGAGCUAAAACGUGCCGAACUUGAAGCUGAAAAUGAAUUGAGAGAGAAAACAGUGUCGCUCAGGAAUGAACAUGAAGCUCAGUUGAGAGCUUUGAGAUGUGAGCAUGAAGAUGAGUGCAGAAAGCUGCAAGAGGAGUUGGAUCUUCAGAAGUCCAAAGAAGACAGGCAGAGGGCUUUGUUGCAAUUGCAGUGGAAAGUGAUGAGUGACAAGCCAAAAGAGGACCAAGAAGUGAACUCAAAAAAGGAGCACUCCAUUUCAUCAAUCAAGAUGAGAAAUUCUGCAGGCAGCAAAAGAAGUCAGCAUGCUCUGGAAAGACCAGAGGGCGAAGAGAAGGUGACACAAAGAAAUGGCAGAUCAUUGUGCCUGCUUUCACAAUAAUUUUUGCUUUAGAGGAGAUAUGACAGUCACUUUUUGUC